AUGGGUCGAAUUGGUAUAGUGGUUUCUGAUCUUGUAUUGUCCUUCAUGUGGACAUGGACAGGAGUUCUUAUCAACAUCUUAGUUCACGGAGUACUCGGAUUUAGCCGGAAAGAUACGACCGGCGAGAUCGUCCGGUAUCUCUUCUCCAUUAUCUCCAUGUUCGUCUUCGCCUUCCUUCAGAAACUCUCCAAUGGCGGUCUUUACAAUCCUUUAACCGCUUUGGCUGCUGGUGUCACCGGUGGCUUCAGCACUUUCGUAUUCACCGUCCUGGUUCGAAUCCCCGUCGAGGUAAUAGGAUCAAUCCUUGGGGUGAAACAUAUCAUUCAUGUUUUCCCUGAGAUUGGGAAAGGACCAAAACUAAACGUAGCAAUCCAUCACGGCGCAUUAACAGAGGGAAUACUAACGUUUUUCAUUGUAAUGCUCUCAUUGGGACUAGCAAGAAAGAUACCUGGAAGUUUCUUCAUGAAGACUUGGAUCGGUAGCCUUGCUAAGUUAACUCUCCAUGUUCUUGGUGCUGAUCUAACCGGCGGAUGCAUGAAUCCUGCAUCGGUUAUGGGAUGGGCUUAUGCACGAGGUGAACAUAUAACAAAAGAGCAUUUACUUGUAUAUUGGCUUGGACCUAUAAAGGCUACAUUGCUUGCUGUUUGGUUUUUCAAUGUUGUGUUCAAGCCUCUGACCGAAGAACAAGUGAAACCUAAGGCAAAAACUGAAUAA
Messenger RNA from Eruca vesicaria subsp. sativa (arugula), 714 nucleotides. The record is from the annotation of a GenBank genome assembly. NCBI's taxonomy places the organism in Eukaryota, Viridiplantae, Streptophyta, Magnoliopsida, Brassicales, Brassicaceae.